AUGUCUGCCUGUCCAUCUCGUAUUAAGACUUGCGAGACCUGCGCAGCGGCCAAGAUCCGGUGCACACGCAAAGCUGCCUCAGCCAUCUGCGACCGGCGAGUCUUCACCCGAUUGGAUAUCCUCCACGCUGACGCUAAUCCCCCCAGUUGUCUGCGCCCGAAUAAGUCUUGCUAUUUUCGCCCUGCUCGUCUGCGGCAGAGAUGCCACAAGAAAAAAACGUACGCGAUUUAUCACUUCCUGCUUCCUUGUUGGAGCGCUGACUGGGACAGACGCCUCGAAUCACUGGAGAGGAAAGUCGCAGAACUGCUGGGCCAGAACCAAGAGAAGGAUGGCGUCCAAGACAGUAAGAAGGGCGACAUUGUCGACAGAGAUGUCAUCACACUGGACGAGGCUGCGGGACUCCUCGACUCAUUUCGUCAUUCCAUGCUCCCACACUUCCCAUUCGUCGUUCUUCCCCCAGACAUCACCGCCGGAGAGCUUCGAGACCACAAACCGUUCCUAUUUCUCGCCAUCCUCUCGGUCUCCGCAACCGACAACCAGACGCUACAACGGGAUCUCGACGAUGAGAUGAGAUCUGCCUUGGCCGACCGCACCGCCCUAGGGCCAGUUCAGCCGUCUUUAGAGACCAUGCAGGGACUGCUUGUAGUUCUUUCAUGGUCGCAGCACCAGUCCCAGCACCACCCCAAGCGACGGUACCGGCCCCAGGGUUUCUUCACCUACCUCCAUAUCGCCAUUGGACUGGUCGUGGAGCUGGAGUUGGAUCGACCGGUUGAUCUGCGUAAGGGCUCUCCUCGUAUGACCGUCCAGACAAUCACGACGCAAGCACAGCCAGCGGCUGUCCUCCGCGCCCAGCAGAGGGCAGCAAUCGGCUGCUUUCUGCUGUCUUCAUGCUCCAGCCUCAUCACCCAAAAAAAGUGUACUUUUCCUUGGUCCUCUCACCUGGAAGAUUUCGCGACAGAGCUAGCUCAGAGUCCUGAAGUCGCCAGCGAUCGGUCUUUGAUCCAUCUCGUCCGACUACAGCAUAUCGCCGAGCAGAUUGAUAGGAUCUCCGCUGAUUCUAAUUUCCUGGGAACAAAUAGGGUUGGUACAGGGAGCAAUACAGACUCGUUUCUGCAUACAUUCCAGGCAUUUCAAACGCAGCUGCAGGACUAUACCACCCUGCUUAGCCCACAAUGGACGCACAACAACUCUCUCCUAGCAUCACAGCUGCACACAGUCAACCUGUACCUCUGUCAAGUCACCCUCUUUGAAAAACAGUUCACCUCUCAGCUCUCCUCGAGCUUCCGAGUAGACAUCCUCUGCCAAGGCCUCAUUGCAGCCAAGAGUUCGCUCGAUGCCCUGCUAUCAAGCCCACUGGGCACAGAGCGGCGGUUGAUCUACACCCAAUGGCUUCACUCCGGAUUCAACCUCAUCUUGUCCUGUCUGUAUAGAGCGCCAGCUCCUGAGAGUGCAACUCUCGCACCCGAAGACGACAGGAUUUGA
Molecule: messenger RNA, 1482 nt
Organism: Aspergillus fischeri NRRL 181
Lineage: Eukaryota; Fungi; Ascomycota; Eurotiomycetes; Eurotiales; Aspergillaceae
Product: fungal specific transcription factor domain-containing protein
Exons: 2
Coding region: 1-1482 (493 amino acids)
Biological process (GO): regulation of DNA-templated transcription
Cellular component (GO): nucleus
Molecular function (GO): transcription cis-regulatory region binding; DNA-binding transcription factor activity, RNA polymerase II-specific
Source: RefSeq, a predicted model, not a curated record